Molecule: messenger RNA, 1083 nt
Organism: Fusarium fujikuroi IMI 58289
Lineage: Eukaryota; Fungi; Ascomycota; Sordariomycetes; Hypocreales; Nectriaceae
Product: related to syntaxin
Exons: 1
Coding region: 1-1083 (360 amino acids)
Biological process (GO): vesicle fusion; intracellular protein transport
Cellular component (GO): SNARE complex; endomembrane system
Molecular function (GO): SNAP receptor activity; SNARE binding; phosphatidylinositol binding
Source: RefSeq, a predicted model, not a curated record
AUGGCACCGACAGAAAUCGCCAUUCCUUCGACCAGCGUUUCCGACGAAGGCUCCAAGAAACCUUACACACUCUACAAUAUCACGCUUCGCCUCCCACUGCGAUCUUUUGUCGUCCAAAAGCGAUACUCAGACUUCGAUGCCCUCCACCAGGCUCUGACGCAACAAGUUGGCGCUCCGCCACCAGAACCUCUACCAGCGAAACACUGGUUGAAGUCGACUGUCAACUCAGUCGAACUGACCCGAGACCGCCAGGCAGGACUCGAGAAAUAUCUACGAGCGAUUGCAGAAUCACCUGAUCGACGAUGGCGUGACACAUCAGCUUGGAGAGCCUUUUUGAACCUGCCGAGCUCGAGCACGACCAACUCGGCGAUAUCAGCGGGCGGCAUGAUUAAGAGUGCCGUCGCUGGUGCUGCUGAUCCGGGAACAUGGCUGGAUAUUCACCGAGACCUGAAGCAGAAUCUUCACGAGGCUAGACAAUGUCUGUCGCGGCGAGACGCUGCUGUUGAUAAUGGCAAUUCAACGGCCGCCGCGGAGGCGGGCGCAGCGGCCAAAAGGGUUCUCGUCCGCAGUGGAACGCUGAUCGCAACACUUGCGGAUGGACUACGAAAGAUACAAGAAUCGAAACGACUGGGCGAAGGAGAGCUGCGGCGUCGCCGGGAUCUGGUUUCCCAAGCCCGCAUGGAACGCGAGGGCUUAGAUAAGCUUUCCAACAGCAUGCCCAAUUCCACAUCAGCUUCAGGAAGAGGCGGCUUGAGUCAAGGUCAGGCCUCGGCAACUGACAAAGCUGGGCUGCUGAAGGGAGGCCGUCCUGCAGGUCGUGUUCUGGGUGCUCCUUUGCCAGAGACUGAUAAGACACGAGAAUUGGGCAACGAAGGAGUACUGCAGCUACAAAAGGAGGAGAUGCAAAACCAAGAUCUUGCCGUUGAACAGCUCACUGCAGUCAUUCGACGACAAAGAGAGAUGGGCGAGCGGAUCCAUGAAGAGGUUGAAGAUCAGAUUCGUCUGCUGGAUGAACUGGACCAGGACACUGAUCGCACAGGGGCUAAACUGAAGGUCGCGAACAACCGUAUCAAGAAGAUGUGA